AUGGAGCUGGCGCUGCCCAAUGACGUACUUCUCUUGAUAGGAGAGCAACUCGAACAGAAAGAAGACCGACGAAACCUCAUAUUAGUCUCCCGUCACUUUCAUGAUCUUUUCCUCCCACUAGUAUAUCGAAAGGUGUCUAUCAACCAUUGGCAAGAUGCCAGUUCGUUCCUGCAUGCCAUACUGGAACGACCUGCGCUGGCGCGGGCCGUUCGGGAGCUAGACCUAACAGACUGGCAUGCGAAAAGCGUAUCGGACGAUGACUGUAACCAAAUUCAGACAUCGACAUCUUUGAGAGCAUGGCUGGAUGAUGUAUCAUGCUCAAUGCUCGAAAGUGAUCAAUGGGCCCAGCACCUCGAACAAGGCAUUGCUGACGCCUGGGUUGCACUCAUUCUCCCAUUGUUGAGUCAGCUCAGAACCCUUUCACUGGCCUAUACGACAAACUCUCCAUAUUUGGACUGGAUCAUGCAAAGGGCCGUGGAUUGCAAACAGCCAUUUCCCGUCCAACCAGCCUUCCGACACCUACGUGAGGUCUCGUUGCAUCAUCGGGAAGAUCUCGAUCACAGCGAGCACCUGGAUGAUGCCGGAGCUGAAACUCAACUAUCAUCAACAUUGCUCCUACCAUUUUUCCAACUGCCAUCUGUUCGUGCUAUCACAGCCAACUCCGUAGUGGACCCUAGCUCCACCACUCCCCUCUCUGAGGAACUAACAGAUGAUGAGAAGCCUCGCCUUGGCUUCUCCUCGAUCACCGAUAUCGAUUUGCGUGCAAGUAGUGGGAACCAUGGCAUGGAGAAGUUGGUUAGCUCAUGCGCCGACUUGAAGUCAUUUAAAUACCAGCACUCGGACUCGCAUGUCCUUUCGCAUGGCUACCAACCAUCCGCCUUCUAUCGCUCUCUGACCCAUAGCAAAAAGAGCCUGCAAACACUCUGGCUGGACCACUAUGGCAGCCACUAUCCGUUCACCGCUGCUGGGCUGAACCAAUCCCACGACGAGUGGUUUGGUUCCCUUGUUGAUUUCACUGCCUUGAAAGAAGUGCGCGUGAGACUGCCAAAUCUGUUGGAUAUUCGAUACCAGAACGAACCGACCACACCUCUCAUGGAAUGUCUCCCAUCGUCGCUUGAGACUCUUUACAUUGAAGCAUGUGAGGAGCGAUAUCUGGGAAUGUUGGUUUCCCAAUUACAACCCGUGAUUAAAAGUCGCCGGACUCGUUUCCCUAAACUCAAGCGUGUCGAUAUCGAGGGUGCGUUCCAAAACGUCCCGUCGGAUGACGAUGAUCAGGUUGCUAGCUCUGGACCUGAUGUACUUGAAGCUGUGAUCAAGGACAAAAUAUAUCAAGCUGCCGAACCUUUGCAUAUAGACUGUGUCAAUGCUGGGUUGGAGUUGCAUCUUCACGACCGUGUUCUGUCGCAUACUUGA
Molecule: messenger RNA, 1413 nt
Organism: Penicillium verrucosum
Lineage: Eukaryota; Fungi; Ascomycota; Eurotiomycetes; Eurotiales; Aspergillaceae
Exons: 1
Coding region: 1-1413 (470 amino acids)
Source: RefSeq, a predicted model, not a curated record